CUCCGUUUCCAGGGAAUGGCACGUGUCCUAGGCCCAGCCAAUCACAGUAUUCCAGUGGGACUGUCCGUUGACGACAGUGAUUGGUUCGGAGGUUGCAUUGAACACUCAGGAGAGACUGAGAGUGAAAAAAGGGAGGGCCUAGAGACAGUAUCUGGGGAACUGAACACCUCUGGGGCCAUGGGACCUGGUUCAAGAGACAGCUCUGACUACAAGCAAGAUCCUCCUUUUGCUGCAUAUCCAUCCACAGUGCCCCGUGGAAACUUGGGACGUCCCAGCAGAAGAGAUGCCCGGGAUGGGGCGGGGUCGGGUCCAGCGCCUCCACUGUCCCCCAUCCGGGGGCCGCCGCUUGGGGCCGGGCCCCAGAAGGACCUUGCGAUGGACGAAGAGAGAGUGGAGAAGCCCGCUGGCCCACCCACAAGGAAGAAAUUCCUCAUUCCAGUGGACGAGGAUGAGGUCCCUCCUCCCGGGGCCAAGCCCUUAUUCAAAUCCACACGGAGCCUGCCCACUGUGGAGACCUCACCCCAGCCGGCUCCUCAGACCUACGCCGAGUACGCCAUCUCAGGACCUCCAGGAGGGUCUGGAGCCACACGCCCCAUAGGGCCAGAACCCCUGGCAGGAGAGACCCCCAACCAGGCCCCCAAACCAGGAGCAAAAUCCAACAGCAUCAUUGUGAGCCCCCGGCAGAGGGGCAACCCCGUGCUGAGGUUUGUGCGCAACGUGCCCUGGGAGUUUGGCGAUGUGCUUCCCGAUUACGUGCUGGGCCAGAGCACCUGUGCCCUCUUCCUCAGCCUCCGUUACCACAGCCUCCACCCAGACUACAUCCAUGGGCGGCUGCAGAGCCUGGGGAAGAGCUUCGCCCUUCGGGUCCUGCUCGUCCAGGUGGAUGUGAAAGAUCCUCAGCAGGCCCUCAAGGAACUGGCUAAGAUGUGCAUCCUGGCCGACUGCACCCUGAUCCUUGCCUGGAGCCCUGAGGAGGCCGGGCGGUACCUGGAGACAUACAAGGCUUACGAGCAGAAGCCGGCGGACCUCCUGAUGGAAAAGCUGGAGCAGGACUUCGUCUCCCGGGUGACUGAAUGUCUGACCACCGUGAAGUCAGUCAACAAAACGGACAGUCAGACCCUCCUGACUACUUUUGGGUCUCUGGAACAGCUCAUAGCUGCAUCGCGGGAAGAUCUGGCCUUGUGCCCAGGCCUGGGGCCCCAGAAGGCUCGAAGGUUGUUUGAUGUCUUACACGAGCCCUUCUUGAAAGUGCCCCGAUGACCUCUGCUGCCAAGGAGGCCCUUGGUGUAACAAUAAAGCACUUUCCUGGUCCAGGCUCAGGCUGG
Molecule: messenger RNA, 1325 nt
Organism: Delphinapterus leucas (beluga whale)
Lineage: Eukaryota; Metazoa; Chordata; Mammalia; Artiodactyla; Monodontidae
Source: RefSeq, a predicted model, not a curated record